Pecten maximus is the source of this 3733-nucleotide messenger RNA. Its product is annotated as POTE ankyrin domain family member G-like. Bases 549 to 1604 code for a protein of 351 amino acids. Gene Ontology annotation, molecular function: protein binding. Lineage: Eukaryota; Metazoa; Mollusca; Bivalvia; Pectinida; Pectinidae. The transcript is spliced from 6 exons. The record is from RefSeq and is a predicted model, not a curated record.
UAUAGGCCUGCAAAAUAUCAAUGUUUUGACUGGAUUUGCUGUUUAGAUGCCCCUUAAGAGGAGUAGCCGGUACAUUGUUGUAUCUACAGAUGGACGGACGAUCUGAUGCCAGUACAUGUAUACCCCCCCUAACUUCGUUGCGGGGGGUAUAAUUAUGUGAGAAUUAAGAUCUGAUAACUUUUCUUUUUGUUUGGUAAGUUCAUAUAUUUCAAAUGCAGAGCUAAUGGAAGGUACAAGGUCCUUGAUAUAUAGGACUUUACAGAACCAUUAACAUCCUUGGUAUAUAUGGGCUUCCAUAGACUGCUAUUCCAUGCUUCCAUACUUUAUUACGACCACACUCAGCAUUUAAAGCCCAGCAAUCCCCAUUUAUCUCUGGGCCACAAAGACCCACAGUGGUACUCUGUGAUGGGGAGAGUGGCUAUCGGUGGUGUUUAUGGCCAUACAUCUGGUCAUUGACAGCAUCUUGUAUAUAUUUACUGCAUACCUGGACACAGGACGAUACAUCCAAACAGCUAGUAUUUGUGUGGUAUGAGGUAUAGUGAACGGGAAUGACCGGUAACGUGACCCUUGACCCCUGGACUGGAGAUUGGACAGAUGAGGUGGUCACGCAGAGGGACAGGCAGCUGGCUCUGUGGUCAGCAGUGGACAAGGGUAACCUGACCACUGUCCGAGCCAUGAUUGACCAUGGAAUGGACGUCAACACCUCAGAUAUGCAUGGCAACCUAGUGUUACAUACGGCUGUCAUCUGGCAGUCAUCGGAAAUGGUCAAGGAGCUGAUAGAUGCUGGUGCAGAUGUCAACAGACAGAAUGAUAAUGGACAGACUCCAUUACACCUUGCUGCAGACAGAGGUAAACCCUAUGCUGUUCUACAACUUCUAGAGUCCGGGACAUACUCCGACAUCAAAACAAAGUACAGUGAAAUGACUGCUUUACACCUUGCUGCCAAGAGUGGACAUCACAACAUUGUUCGUUUGCUGCUUGACCAUAACUCAAACCCUAACACACAAGACUGUAUAGGUAAAAUUCCAGAGUUUUAUGCAGCAAAUAUACCCACAAAGAAAGAAUUUGAAGAGUGGAGAAAGAAAAACGGAGAAAUAACCAACAGUGACAAUAAAACAAGUUCUUCUGUACAUUAUGUGUUUGUGAAAGAGCAGGACCUCAAUAUCCCUGGUAAUUACAGAAAACCAACAGUGGAACGUUCAGGUUAUCCUGACUCAAAACAGAACUCUUCACCUGAUACACAAACUGUGUCAAAAACACACUCAGACCGAAGAUUAACAGCGACACUCAACAAGGACACGAAAGGUCACUCAGUACAGCCGAACACGAACAGGAAAGAACAACCUAAACGUGAUUUGAUUGGUCAAUCAGUAUCAUCUAACAAGAAUAUAUUAAAAGGAUCCAACAGAGACACAAAAGGUCAUUCAGUGCAUUUCGGCAAUGAUUCUAAUAAAAGAAAAGAAGCUGAAACUAAGAAAGCUAUCAACGCUAAAAAGACCCCGACCUCCAGUCACAAUGUCAACUGGAAGCUAGAGUUCUCUAAAGAACAUCAGGAACGCAUGGCUACCAAUGUGUUUGACAGACUGGCAGGCAAGAAAAAGUGAAUCAGCUCAAUAUACCAGCGAUCAGUUCUUGACUGGAAUAAAGCAUACCAUCCUUAUUAUCCACUUAACAGCUAAGGUUAAUCUAUAAUUCCAUGCUGAUCACAUUCUGGAUGUAAGCGAAGUUUCUUAUUUCAACUGACCUUGGUCUGUUGGGCUUUUCUCGAAAGGAAAACACAAAAUGAACACUAUUUUUGUUCUUUGAAUUAGCAGUAAUUUAUAUGCCAUAGCAAUUUGUUUACGAUUAGUUAUUCUUAUUUAUCACAUGACUCUUGGGUAAUGUAAAUAAAAAUGUUUCAAGCUUACGAAUGUCCUAUAUUACUUGUGUCAAUGUUAUGGCGACUGAGGAUAAUUAUUCGGGUAUGGACAAGCUUGCUAUUUAUGCAAGGUACAGUGAUAUUGUAUCAACAUACUUACUUAAAAACAUUAAACAAAAUCUGAUACGCCACGUGAUAGAAUUUGCACACUGUGGUGAGUAACCACUUUGAAAGCCUCCAAUUGGUCAUUUCUGACCUCGAACAAUUCUUAUUGGAUAACAGUCUGGCUUUUUACCAUAGACUACUUUUACUACUCUCACUUAUUCUUUUUGGUGUGUGUCAUUCAAAAGAUCAACAUAGACAUAUUUUGUGGAUUUACCGGGGGUUAAGUUUGGCAUGACUGGGCGAGAGGGGUGUCCUCAUGGAAAGGUCAAUUAAUCUUGGAUUUGAGUUGUACAAAAUAGAAUUUGAUGUUAAAAUAGACUAUGCAUGGAAGUAAGAUAUUGCAUUGAACAUCGCGAAAGAAAACUGACCCCCCUCCCCCCUGGUGAUUCCAUAUUUGCAAUGGACCUCAAUAGCCAUCUAUGAAACAGGAAAACCAAACAUAACAAAUGUACGACACAAAAGCUUGUGUCUUUUCUAAGUUUGAAAAUCAACUAACUCGAGUUAUAUAAACAUGGUAAACAACUGUCAAAAGUUUGAGAACCUCUAUAUAACAACUUAUAUUAAUCACUCUCGUUGGUCUGGAUGGAAGAGUACGAGGGGUUUUACUGUGGGAGGCAACUGGAGUAUCUGAAUAAAGCCCACAUGGUCUGGUAGGUGACCCAACACCUUUUCGUAUCUGACCCGGGAAUCGAACCCCAGCCACCUAGGUGAAAGGCAAGUGUGUUACCACUGUGCCACCCGACCACCCAUAUUAACUAAAUGGCAUUAACUUACUUUUUCUAUAAUAUUGUAAAAUAAAGAUAAUAUGAUUAAUAAUUUUACAAGGACAUUGUUCUACUAUAAGGCGACUCACCAUUUGUACAAUUAUGUACUCACUAUUUGUGUAAUUAUGUACUCACUAUCUGUACAAUUAUGUACUCACUAUUUGUACAAUUAUGUACUCACUAUCUGUACCAUUAUGUACUCACUAUUUGUACAAUUAUGUACUCACUAAUUUGUGUAAUUAAUACUCACUAUCUGUACAAUUAUGUACUCACUAUUUGUACAAUUAUGUACUCACUAUUUGUGUAAUUAAUACUCACUGUUAGUACAAUUAUGUACUCAUUAUCUGUACAAUUAUGUACUCAUUAUCUGUACAAUUAUGUACUCCCUAUUUAUGUAAUUAUGUACUCACUAUUUGUGUAAUUAUGUACUCACUAUUUGUACAAUUAUGUACUCACUAUCUGUACAAUUAUGUACUCACUAUCCGUACAAUUAUGUACUCACUAUUUGUACAAUUAUGUACUCACUAUCUGUACAAUUAUGUACUCACUAUCCGUACAAUUAUGUACUCACUAUUUGUACAAUUAUGUACUCACUAUCCGUACAAUUAUUUACUCACUAUCUGUACAAUUAUGUACUCACUAUUUGUGUAAUUAUGUACUCACUAUCUGUACAAUUAUGUACUCAUUAUUUAUACAAUUAUGUACUCACUAUCUGUACCAUUAUGUACUCACUAUCUGUACAAUUAUGUACUCACUAUCUGUACCAUUAUGUACUCACUAUUUGUACAAUUAUGUACUCACUAUCUGUACAAUUAUGUACUCACUAUAUGUGUAAUUAUGUACUCACUAUUUGUGUAAUUAAUACUCACUAAUUGUACAAUUACUGUACAAUUAUGUACUCACUAUCUGUGUAAUUAUGUACUCACUAUUUGUGUAAUUAAUACUC